UCGCAACUGUCUUCCCCAGGGAGAGAGAUCCGAAUCUCGCUCCAAUUCUCUAUCGCUUACUCACGAUUUCGAAGAAUCUUGGUGGUUGAUCUUCGUCAUCUCUCCGUACGUUAGUCUUUCUCCUAUGUCUUUUCGAUUUUCACAGUGAAAUCGAAAUCAACAAUAAAUCUAAUUUAUACGUUUUUCACUGCCGCAUAGCUCUCCAUCUAAUUUCCUGUGAGACUCUCAUGUAAGCCAUUCACAAAUGACAUUUUUACCCCUUCCUACACACGUGUGAUGUGACGGUUCUCUGUAUAUAUUUUGAAAAGGACGACGUAAAGCAAAAACCAUUCGUCGUCAGUCGUCACCAACAGAGAGUAACAGUGGAUUUUAACUAUGCGGAAAGCAAGUAUGGGUUCCGAUUCCGAAUAUGCUUUUCGGUUACAGAUGGAGGAGGCACUCGCGGCUUCUCUAUCUUCUCAAUCUCGCACUCCUCAACGACCACCUUCUCCUCCGAUUGUGGCUCGGUGUGGUAUCGCUAUCGUUGAAAACGAUCGGAACGGUUCGACGACGGCUAAAAAAAGUAGCGGUUACGGUUUCGAUUUUAGGAGAGCCAUCGGCGGAGGAAACUCUAAAGGCAAAGGCAAAACCAACGAGUCUGUCACUGGUGUACGUACAGAUGAACCAAACCCUAACAUUGGGCUUGGUAACUCCCGGAGUACUUCCGGACACGAUAAUAUGAAACCCUUGCCGCAGGUAACUGUUCGUCCAGCGCAAUUAGUCUGUGAGGGUAGUUCGAGGGUUAACGCUGCUGCCGGAAAAUUUAAUGGAAACCUCUUGUAUAGGCUUUACUUUAAGGGUUUGGUUAGCGAUGAGAACGGGAAGGGGAAGAUGACGGACGUAGUGGCUGGGUUUGGGGUUGCUAUUUGUGACCAGAGGGAUAAUUUGUUGUUUGAGAUGAAGGGACCAUUGAUGGACUAUGGCACGAGUCGUCAGGGAGCAGAGCUUAAGGCAUUGAUCCGAGGAUUAACCGAAGCAUUGAAGUUGGGGAUUAAGCAUAUUGUUUUCUUUUGCGAUUCUUUCCCGAUUUUCCAAUACGUCACGGGAAAAUGGAUGGCCAAGCAAAAGAAGAUUUCUUUGUUGUUAGAUGAUCUACAAAGCAUCAUGCAACACUUUUCAUCUUGUCAGCAUGUUCUGGUGGCUGGAAACGAUGUUAAAUUUGCUUAUAAACUUGCAAGGGAAUCAAUACUUUCUAAGAUCACCCCUCAUGAAGAUCCUCGCCAAGCAAAAUCAGCUCGGAAAGAGGAGUGUGCUAUCUGUUUCAACGAUAUCCUUGCUGAGCGCAUGUUUUCUGUUGGAAAAUGCCGUCACCGCUUUUGCUUUCAAUGUGUGAAACAACAUGUUGAGGUGAAGCUGCUUCAUGGAAUGGUUCCGAAAUGUCCUCACGAUGGCUGCAAGUCUGAGCUGGUUAUCGAUGCCUGUGGCAAGCUUUUGACUCCAAAACUGAGUAAAAUGUGGCAACAAAGACUUAAAGAGAAUGCGAUACCUGUCACAGAGAGAGUUUACUGCCCUUACCCGAGGUGCUCGGCUUUGAUGUCCAAGACCAAGAUUUCUGAAUCUGCCAAGAGCUUACUGUCUGUUUACCCUAAAUCUGGAGUUAGGAGAUGUGUUGAAUGUCGUGGCCUCUUCUGUGUGGACUGUAAAGUUCCGUGGCAUGCAAAUCUGUCCUGCACUGAGUAUAAGAAAUUGCAUCCUAACCCUCCAGCAGAUGACGUGAAGCUAAAAUCUCUUGCGAACAAUAAGAUGUGGCGCCAAUGUGGCAAGUGCCAACACAUGAUUGAACUUUCACAAGGAUGCAAUCACAUAACUUGCAGGCUGAACUAAGCUCUUCUACCGGCUCCAAGCACGAUCUGGAGGACAAGGUCGAUAGUCUGACAUCCGAGCUGGCGAAGAUUAAGGGGGAGCUGCAGGACCAGUAUGACCAAAAUUUCAAACUCCAGGAUGAGCUUUCUGGUG
Molecule: messenger RNA, 1995 nt
Organism: Arabidopsis lyrata subsp. lyrata
Lineage: Eukaryota; Viridiplantae; Streptophyta; Magnoliopsida; Brassicales; Brassicaceae
Exons: 2
Coding region: 376-1863 (495 amino acids)
Biological process (GO): ubiquitin-dependent protein catabolic process; protein polyubiquitination; positive regulation of proteasomal ubiquitin-dependent protein catabolic process
Cellular component (GO): ubiquitin ligase complex; cytoplasm
Molecular function (GO): ubiquitin protein ligase activity; nucleic acid binding; RNA-DNA hybrid ribonuclease activity
Source: RefSeq, a predicted model, not a curated record